Molecule: messenger RNA, 1233 nt
Organism: Hypoxylon trugodes
Lineage: Eukaryota; Fungi; Ascomycota; Sordariomycetes; Xylariales; Hypoxylaceae
Exons: 4
Coding region: 38-1147 (369 amino acids)
Source: RefSeq, a predicted model, not a curated record
CUUUAAUCGCCAUCAUGUACGAAAGUUUCACCCAAACAUGCUUCAUAUUGUAUUCAAAUAUACCUUUACUUUAGGGGUGUUCCGGGUUGUUCCACUAGGCCUCCUAUUCCUAGCGCUUAUUCGUGUCCUGGGGGCUGCUGGACGCCUCUGGAGACCAUCCUAUACCGGAAAAUCAAACCGGAAACAACACUCAGAUCAAAAAAUUGAACCUUUAUGGGACUUUGAUUUCCGGAAAGUAGACCCCAUCAAAUACCAACCAUAUAAGACACAAGGUCAUGUCACCAUGGGAAUCCAAAAACGUACCCGUUCAGAAUGGAUUCGAAUCGACCGCGGCUAUGUAAAUCGCAUUGAGGAACGAUUACCUCUAAUUAGAGACAAGCACGAGUUUACCAUUGGGACAGGACCGAAGGUCAACGCCGCCAUCGCAGAAUUAUAUGAGGAAAUCAUGAUUAAAUAUUUGCCCGUUAGGUUCCCGACUAUUUUCAAGAGAUACAAAGAAUUGGUGAAGAACUUGGCCACAGGAACUGCCUAUCCCCUUACCACGUCGGGAUUAACACCCGAUCAAAUGCUGGCAUAUAUGGGCGAAAACGUCGAGGAAGAUUUCUAUUUCAUGUGCCUGGAUUCGGACGGGCAGUAUCGUUUACAGGGCUAUAUCGCCUGUUUCCCCGGCGGGUUUCUAAGCCCCGCGCGAGUUGGGGAAUCUGUGCGAGAAAUUCACCAGCCAGUCCCAGGAUAUGAAAGUAAACUCGGGCUCAGCGUAGAUCGGUAUUUUUCCCGGAUGCGACCAGGAGACUUCAUAGGGCGCAUGAACUGGUCUCUGCAAGUUGAUGGUGUUGACUUGUUUCGUACCGAUGGUAAUAAUUACUAUCCGGAAACCGAACAAGCCAUCCUAGAAGACAAAGCAGAUCCUUCCCUUGAUGAUUGCUAUUUGCGUGUAGAGCACCAAACACUAACUAAACUCCCACGUACAAAUGCUAUAAUCUUUACGGUGCGGUCAUAUAUGACAUUGCUCCAUCAAGUAAAAGCUGAGGGGGAUGGGAAGGCUUUGGCACAAGCUAUUAAGUCCAUGCCUGGAGGACUUGGUCAUUACAAGAUGGGUCAGUACUGGGGCAAGAAACUACUCCCAUGGCUAAUGGAAGACGCCUAAUACCACUAGGAGUAGGCACCUAUAUAAUCAGACUGAGACCUAAAAUUGCCCCCAAAUAUUAUAAAUAUAAGGCUCUUUUAUUCGCG